GGAGGUUUUUUUUUGGUCCACUUUACGAGUUUUAUAAUAGUUACCAUUAAACUUAACAUUUUUUAAAAAAUGAACUUUGUUACUAUAGCAACUAUUUUAAUUAGUCUUGCUUCGCAAAUUAAUGGUCAUGGUUAUUUACAAAAUCCACCUGCUAGAAACUCAAUGUGGAGGUUUGGGUUUAACACGCCACCUAAUUACAACGAUAACGAAUUGUUUUGCGGUGGGGCUACUGUUAUGAAUAUGAAUAAUGGAGGGCGUUGUGGCGUUUGUGGUGACCCAUGGCAUGUAAAAGAUCAACCACACAUGGACGGCGGAAGUUAUGACAAAGGCAUCAUUGUAAAAACUUACAAGAAAGGACAAAUAAUUGAUCUCGAAAUUCUGUUAACAACAAGUCACAUGGGAUAUUUUGAAAUUAGAGUUGGAGAUUUUUCUAAGACUAAAACUUCAGGCGAUUCAAUUGGUAAAUUAAACGGAGAACUCUUGGAAUUAGUAACCGGAGGGACAAAAUUUGCCGUGACAGAAUGGGGCAGAUUUUUAUAUAAAUAUCAAGUUCGACUUCCAUCUAAUUUAAAAUGUGAGAGAUGCGUUUUACAGUGGUGGUACAAGGGAGGAAACAACUGGGGGUGCGAAGGUGGAAAAUGCGGUAUGGGACUCGGACCUCAAGAACAUUUCGUCAAUUGCGCAGACAUAAAAAUUGUUGCGUAAAAACUUUAAAAAAAAAAUUGGAAAAUGUUGUUUAACUUUUUAACAAACAAAAAUAAAAAAUUAUUUAUA
This is a messenger RNA of Hydra vulgaris (swiftwater hydra), 774 nucleotides long. RefSeq lists its product as uncharacterized. NCBI's taxonomy places the organism in Eukaryota, Metazoa, Cnidaria, Hydrozoa, Anthoathecata, Hydridae. The record is from RefSeq and is a predicted model, not a curated record.